CCCCCCCCCCCCCCACCCGCCCCUCUCUUUUUAAUUCGGCGUUGCUUGCGGUUCGUGCCCUGACGGCAACUCCUCCAGCCUUGCCCCCCCUUAUUUUUUUUUUUUUUUUGGCUCCCCCAUCUACACGCAGUUUGCUCAGCCAUUUUUUUUCCUUCCCCCCGAGUAUGUAGCAAAUACUUAAAAGAAAAGAAAGAGGGAAAAAAAAAAUCAGACAUCCUUUUGCUCGUUUUGAUGCUCGCGAACCGUAAUUUUUAGAAGCAAGAAACAGAAGGAAAAAAAAAAACCAACAAACCAAACCCCCGAAGUUUUCUCCCCAAGGACCGAGACCAUUCCACAAACUGAAGUGCUGCCAGCAGCAUAUGCUUUUUGCAAGAAUAAUUGAAACCAUUAACUGGAGAGCACAGAAUUCUUUUGAAAGUCUGCCAGUUAUUUGCAAGUAACUUCGGCAGUGGCACAAAAUAUAACACUUGUAUUUUAACUUCUACAAUUGCACUUUUAGGAGCUGGCCUCUAAUUUGAUUUUCAGUUGUUCUGAUAAGAUUUCUAUUUUAUGAUUGGCUUUAUGUUUAAUUCUUGUUUAAACAAACACGAUUUGACUUAAAUGAAAACCUAAGUGCUGAUGAAUAGGAGUUCUACCAAAGCAACAAGUUAGUUAUUUCUUCACGUUUAACUUGAAUUCACUUUUUUACCCUUUUUUUAAAAAAAAAGAAGAAAAAAAAAGAUCAGCAGUAAAUAUUGCCCUGAAGAAGGGUGCGAUUGCUUGCAUUUUAAUUUUUCUUUUUUUAAUAUGGCUGUAAACGUUUCCCUGGUUCGUGAUACAAAAUGGCUGACGUUAGAAGUGUGUCGAGAGUUUCAGAGAGGUACUUGUUCUCGGUCUGAUGCAGAGUGCAAGUUCGCCCAUCCGUCACGGAGUUGCCAUGUGGAAAAUGGUCGAGUUAUUGCCUGCUUUGACUCCCUAAAGGGCCGGUGUACCAGAGAGAACUGCAAAUAUCUCCACCCUCCCCCACACUUAAAAACACAACUUGAAAUAAAUGGACGCAACAACCUGAUCCAGCAGAAGACAGCCGCAGCCAUGUUUGCUCAGCAAAUGCAGUUCAUGCUGCCAGGCGCGCAACUACAGCCAAUUACAACGUUUCCUGUGACUCCAUCACUUGCAACAAGCCCCACGAUGGCUUUUAGUCCCUACCUGAGUCAUGUUUCUCCUGGGAUGGGCUUGGUUCCUGCAGAGCUUUUACCAAAUACUCCUGUCCUGGUUUCCGGAAAUCCUACUGUUACAGUACCAGGAGGCUCUGCUGGGCAGAAACUGAUGCGUACGGAUAAACUGGAGGUUUGUCGAGAGUUUCAGCGUGGAAAUUGCACACGUGGUGAGAAUGAUUGCCGCUAUGCUCACCCUAUAGAUAUUGCAAUGAUAGACACAAAUGAAAAUACUGUUACAGUUUGCAUGGAUUACAUCAAAGGUCGAUGCUCUAGGGAGAAAUGCAAGUACUUUCAUCCCCCUGCACACCUGCAAGCCAAAAUCAAGGCAGCUCAACACCAGGUGAACCAGACAGCUGCAGCUGCGAUGGCCCUGCCGCCUGGUGCACUUCAACCUUUACCAAAGAGGCCAGCACUUGAAAAAAACAAUGGUGCCACCACAGUCUUUAACCCAAGCGUUUUCCACUACCAACAGGCUCUAGCCAACAUGCAGUUGCAACAGCCUACAUUCAUCCCUACAGGGUCAGUUCUGUGCAUGACACCCACUGCAAGCGUUGUGCCCAUGAUGCACGGUGCUACGCCCACCACUGUGUCUGCAGCAACAACUCCUGCCACCAGCGUCCCCUUCGCUGCAACAGCUACCGCCAAUCAGAUAUCCCAGUUAUCAGUAGAUGAACUGAGUAGCAGCAUGUUUGUUUCACAGAUGUAGAAGUUCCCGAUAGAACACAGACCAUGUUGAAAUUCUGAACAGUAAAAUUAUGGAGCACCAGGACUUCUUGGUGGGAAGCUGCGCAUGGCCUUUCUGUAUAUAACCCCUCUUCCCUCUAUCAUUCUCUACCACCUCUACAGUAAGCCUGUUGCAGCCUACAUGUUAACCAAAAACUGAUCAAUGGGAAUGUCAAAAAAAAAAAAAAAAAAAGCACUAUAGAAACAAUUAACAAACAGCGCUCUGUUAUAUGAAAUAUACAAGUAGAAAAUUAUAAUAGACUUUUAUAACACAUUACUUUAACACACUUAAUCAUUUUAUGACUACCAUCCUGAUAAGUGCAUCUGCACAGCGGACUGUUGGUUUACUGUAUACUAUCGAUGGAUAAAUGUUUGUCUUGUUUUUAAAGUGUUAUCUUACUGUUUUGUUUACAUCAUAGUCUAUUGAUUUGUUUUAAAGUGUACAUCAUUAUCAAGUAUACUCAAUACCAUUUUUUCAUUAUUGUUAUGUCUUAAGUUUUCAUAUACUGUAGGUUUUAUGGGGUUUUGUUUUUUACUAAAAAUGUUAUUGUGGGAAACAGGAAUUAUGUGCUUGAAAAACACGACACAGGAAUGUUCUGCCCUUUGCUGGAUUUGCUGUUAAUGUCAGCUAAAGUUGCUUGUGUUAAAUGCUCCUUUUAUCAUUCAAAAUUUGCCUUCAGAUAGAGCCUCCAAAUUUUUAGUACAAGUGAUAUGAAAGGACAGCAGUCAUUUAGUCCAGUGCAGGGUAUUUCUUUCAAUACAAUGAGCUGAUUCUGGAAACUUUUUUGGGGAAAAAAACCCAACAAAACCUAACAAAAAAGGCCAGGCUCAGUAAGGGGACAGGAACAAUUUGCUCAGAUGGUGGUAAGCAUCAAGGGAUUUCUGCAGUUCUGUUGUCCAUUGAAGUGCAUUCCCAGCUGCAAACGACGCACAAUCUCUCUUGCUGUUCUCAUGGUGCAGUCAGAGCGACAAAAAAAAACAGGUGGUGAAGCGAGACAGCCUCAGUUGGGCAGAGACUCAUUGCACUGCAGAGGAGCAAAUGCCAACCGUGAGCUGGAGUGGGCCCAUAGCCGUUACCCAAGCUGGGUAAUACCGUGCCCGGGGGCUUGUCUCCGCUAAGCAUGCUGAAACAUUUCAGCCUGAAAUCUUGUGUGGCUCUUCUUGAAAUUUUGUCAGCAUGCACCGAUUAUUUAAUCACCAUUUUCCAUAAGUGGAUGAUUUUUUUCCCCAUGAUCUCUGGCCCUUUAAAGCAAACACAGCAGUAGCAACGCAGGAGAAAGCUCAGCAUAAGCUUUCUACCGUAGAUAAACAUUCAUCUUAAUGAAGCUCCUGUAGGUCAGUGGAUUUAUUUUGGCACCUUCUGCUUGACCAAGAGCAAUGUUUGCUGCAAAACAAGGGCUAGUUCUCAAUACCUCCUUUUCAUACACACGAGUAAAACAAUUUCCAGCCCGUGCACCCUGGACAGCCCAGCCUGUCGUUACGCUGUGUUGAUGAACAAUCUGGCUGCAGAAUGCAUUUUGGUUGAGGAUACAGCCAAAUUCAUCCCGGUCGUGGCUCUACAGGAUCAUUGGCAUUGUGGAAGAGGUGGAUUUGCUGCUGUAAAUCCGCAAACUCCAUACAGGGAGAAAGAGAAUUUUAUUGAAACCAAGCAAGAGGCCGGCUCCCAGUGUCCGGAGGGCCAGCCACCCUAAGCUUGCAGUGGGUCCUGUAGGGGUGCCAAAUUCUGACAACCAGGUUUUCCUUUCUUUUCCAAGCUCCUUGGCCUUGCUUAGGGACUUUCCUUGCCCCCUCUCCUCCAGUGUGAGCGCAGAUAGUUGGACAGAUGUAUACAUCCACGGACCACAAGUGAUGGAGGGGCAUCUAGGGCACAGCCGGUGCGUCCCAGAGGAGAUUAUUCAUAGCAAGAACCUUUGAAGAGACCAGCUCAAAAAGGCCGUGAGCCAGAAGGAAUCUCAUUUUAGCAGGCUUUGAAUCAAACCUUGAGGGAAGGGAAAAAACACCCCACCCACCCCCAGUGUUUUGACGGUCGCUUGUGUCUGUGGAUGUUCCCCAGCCAUCAGCAUUCACAAGCGGCCGGCGUUGCCUGAAAUCGGUGACUCUCAUUUGUAUUGGCGACCACAUACCUGUUCUUUUCACCACUGAGUUUCUGUUUCCCAAAACCAUAACAUUGUUAGUGGAAAAAGUGGAUUUGAGUACUUCCUGUUUGAAAUUAUUUGUGUAUCAAAAAUGGGUUUUGCACAACCUGUGCCAGUGCCUCAACAAAGAACAGAGCUGAUCUUCUUAAGCCAGAAAGGAUGCAUUCAAGCUUGUAUGGCUUUAUGAGUUCAAGGAGGUUGGAAUUUUUUCAGUGCUAAAUGGAUUUUUGUAUAUCUUGACACUUUGAUGUAACCUCCUAUUUUAUUUAUCGACUUAAACAUCUGGCAUAGAUGUGCAUAGAAUGUAAACCUAGAAUACAGCUGUUUUCAUGUCACAUUUAAAGCACUGAAAAAAAAAAAAAAGCGUUUAAGGAUUAUUUUUUAUUAAAAGAGGUCCAAUGAGGGAUGUUCAGGGUAGUUCUAUUAGGUGCCACAACAGUUUUUAUAUUGCUGGCAAAUUUAGAGUUAAUUUGUAAAUGAGUUUAAGGAAAGAAAAGCUUGAAGCACUAAACUUCACCAAAUUCAAAACAAUCUCGGCAAAAAUGCCAUUUUGAGGUAGCACUAUUUAAACUAGUUGUGCAAUGACUUGCUCUAAUUUUCUUUGUUCAAGAAAGAAAAGAAAAAAAAAAGUCGCCAGACUAUAAAUUUCCUAAAUAGACUAUUACAAAGUCACCAAGCUAGUUAGUGACUCUAAACAAAUGUCAUAAAAGCAUGAAUAUCAUCCUUUAUUUGACAAGAGAUGUAUGUAAGUUUGUUUAAAUCAAUAUAAUUUUAGUGACAUUUUUAUAAGCUUCCCACUUUCCAUGAACCUAUAUUUUUUAUUUAUCCAAAGUUAUUUCUCUUUGUCCAUUUCUCUCAGCCUUAUGCAAACAAUAUGCAAGAAAUGCUGAAACUUGGAUAAAACGGGUCAUGCAGAGGGAAAAUGAAAGCUGAGAUUGAUCAUUUUCACGAAAAAAGGUUGUUAGUAGUUUCAAUAAAAAGUACUACUACUAAACUGUAACAUAAGCAGACAAUAAAAGAGGGAUUUAAAAUAAAAUGGAUUCAUAAAACUA
Messenger RNA from Falco peregrinus (peregrine falcon), 5106 nucleotides. RefSeq names its product muscleblind like splicing regulator 3 (gene MBNL3). Lineage: Eukaryota; Metazoa; Chordata; Aves; Falconiformes; Falconidae. The transcript has 9 exons. The record is from RefSeq and is a predicted model, not a curated record. Gene Ontology annotation, molecular function: metal ion binding. Bases 787 to 1902 code for a protein of 371 amino acids.